CUCUCUCUCUCUCUCUCUCUCUCUCUCUCUCUCCCUUGUCCCAAAAAAUGAUGGGAACAACUCUUCUCUCCUGCUUUACAGUCCUUGUUUCUCUCUCAUGUCUCUACAGUCCUACAAGUUCCUCCUCCACAGACUCCUUUGUGUUUGGAGGCUGCACACAGCAAAAGUAUGCACCCGACUCGCCCUACGAGUCGAAUCUCAACUCACUCCUCACCUCCCUGGUCAACUCGGCCACCUACUCCUCCUACAACAACUACACCAUCAUGGGCUCAAGCCCUCAAGACGUCAUCUACGGACUCUACCAAUGCCGUGGUGACCUGGCCAUGCCCGACUGCGCCACUUGUGUUGCUCGUGCCGUGAGCCAAGUAGGGCACCUCUGCUCCUACACCUCCGGUGGCGCUCUUCAGCUAGAAGGAUGCUACAUCAAGUAUGACAACACUAGUUUUUUGGGCGUGGAGGACAAGACUGUGGUGUUGAAGAAAUGUGGACCGUCGAUUGGGUAUGAUGCCGAUGGAAUGGGCCGUAGAGAUUCAGUGUUGGCGGCCUUGGUUGGGUCCAGUGGGCCAUAUAGGGUUGGUGGGUCCGGGGAAGUGCAGGGUUUGGCGCAAUGCGUUGGUGAUUUAAGCUUAUCGGAGUGUCAGGAUUGUGUGUCGGAGGCAAUAGGACGGGUUAAAAGUGAGUGUGGUGGAGCUGUUUAUGGUGAUAUGUUCUUGGCCAAGUGUUAUGCUAGGUACUCAACUGGUGGAUCUAAUUUUUACUCUAAGGGCCAUCAUGAUAAAUCUACCAAUGAUAGUGAGAAGACAUUUGCUGUUAUUAUUGGACUAUUGGCUGGAGUUGCUCUGCUCAUCGUUUUUCUUACCUUCAUCAGAAAGGUGUUUGGGGGAAAUGGUAAAUAAAUAAUGAGCUUGCAAAGUUAUUGGCUUCCGAAGUGAUUUGCUUUUGGCUCUCUUUUUUCUUCAUUAUGUCUACUUUCCUCUCCCUCUUUAAUCUUUAUGCUAUUUUCUUUCUUUGAUUUAAGAUUAUGUUUUUCUCUCGGAAAGUAGAGUUCAUAGAAAAGAUGGAAAAGAUGGAAAGACGUACGAUGGGGCACUUACCCAAAACAAAGUUGAAAGGAGGGUGGGUGACAAAAGGAGGCUCGAGAUUCCAAUCUCCCCUCCACUUGACAAAAGUGUGUUGUCUAGUAUGAAAAAAAAAAUUGGCAUA
Molecule: messenger RNA, 1203 nt
Organism: Prunus dulcis (almond)
Lineage: Eukaryota; Viridiplantae; Streptophyta; Magnoliopsida; Rosales; Rosaceae
Product: plasmodesmata-located protein 7
Exons: 3
Coding region: 48-896 (282 amino acids)
Cellular component (GO): plasmodesma
Source: RefSeq, a predicted model, not a curated record